AUGGACGACGCGAAACUCGACCAGGAAGUCGUUGUGCUUGUACCUCCAGCCAGCGGCGUGGACGAACGCGCCUCGUCGCCAUGGCCGGACCUCCUACCGGAGCUGGCGGGCAUGGUCUUCUGCCGUCUCCUGUCCUACAGAGACCGCCUCCGCUUCCAAGCCAGCCUCCCCGACGGCGAGGUGCACCGCCUCGUCCCCGACCCCGACGACGACGAACUUCCCGGCACCGUCUGCCGCGGCUCCUUCGAUGGCUGGCUCCUCUACCACCGGCCGCCGGAGCAGCCGCCGCCGCAGCCGCAGCGCCAACCCGAGUGCUUUCUGAGGAACCCUCUCUCCAUGGCCAAGAUUGCUCUGCCCAACCACGCUCCCGUCGGGCUCUGCCCCGGCGGCUGCUACGACGCCAUGUGCUUCCCCAAGCCCGAGGAAUUCAUGCGCAAGAUCAUCGUGCGCUCGCCGGACCACGUCGCCGCCAUGACUGACUAUUUCAUCCUCCUCCACCUUCCGCCCAAGCCGCCGCAGUUGCCGUACUGGUCAUUCACGGCCGCCACCAUCUCCAUCGACGACGGCGGCCUCUUUACCUCGCACCACUGCUGGCGCGACAUGGCCUUGUACCACGGCAAGCUCUACUCCAUCAGCACCGGCGAGGAGCUCUUCGUCCACGAGUUCAGCAGCAGCGAGGCCGUCUCGUCGCCGUCAUCGUCGACGACGACGGCAACGCAGCAUAGACCUCGCUACUGCCGCGGCGAGGUCGUGAUCGACACAGCUCCUCCUCUCGACGACGAAGAACACGGUUACUAUUGGGUGCGCAACCUCCACCUCGUCGAGUCGUGCACCGGCGACAAGCCGCUGCUGAUGGUCCGGUGGCGGUGGCGCCUCCCCGCCGUCUACGAUUACCGCCAUUGGUGCGCCGACGAGCUGAGCAAGGAGAUCAAGCUGGACGUGUUCGAGGCGGACAUGGAGAAUCGCCGGUGGUCGGAGGUGGAGGAGAUAGGUGACCAGGCAAUCUUCCUCGGCAACACCAACUCCAAGGCAGUCCCGACAUUGCCGGAUCAUGGGAGCUCCAUAUUCUUCUUGGGAUCCAUUGUUACUGACUACUGCUUGGAUGGGAUCAUCGAUGGCAUCGGCGACUGCGCCUACGGUGUGUAUAACAUGAAGAACGGCACUUUCAGGUUCGAUAAUCCGGUGUCCAUAAAGAGGGAUAGGGUGCCUUUAGGGUUAGAUGAUGAUGGAUACCCACCUAAACGAUGGAGACCUCGAUGGAUAGCUGAUUGGUUCUUCCCGUCUUAA
Messenger RNA from Oryza sativa Japonica Group (Japanese rice), 1287 nucleotides. Lineage: Eukaryota; Viridiplantae; Streptophyta; Magnoliopsida; Poales; Poaceae. The record is from RefSeq and is a predicted model, not a curated record.